AUGCCUCUGUGUUGGCCUCUCGUCUGUCCUGGCCACACGUCUGCUUCACGAGACAUUGCGGCUCCACAGCAGUUCGCCAGAUCUCGCGAGACUCUAGCCGCAUUUACACCAGAGAUUGUUACUGCUGUCGAAAAUCACGAAAACAGCGGCGGUCAGUCCUUGGAAUCUGCCGUUCGUGAAUCCGCCGCGGCUGACGCGGAAGCCGCCAAAGCUCUAGCGGAAUAUGAAGAUGCGAAGAAGGCUCUCGAAGGAAAGAAGGUGGACGCGGAGGGAAUAAGCUCGGAAGCGUCUAGACUGCGCGGCCAGGCGGAAGAGUUGGCGUUCGAUCACGCCGUCAUAGCCACGGAAGUCGCGGAAUCAGCGGAGCGUGAGCGGAAAAGCACCGCGGACCUGAAGCGCGCGGAAGAGGCGGCGGAAAAAGCUGCGGCAUACGCGGCCGGAAAGCGGAAGGUAGCGGACGAAACUUCGGCCGCGGCGGGGGAAGCAGCACGGUUGGCGGAAGCAGCCGGGACGGCGGAGGCGCAGCUUGCGCUCGUGCAGGCAAACUCCACACGCGCGGAAGCAGUCCGAGCUGCGGAGGUGGCGGAAACGUUGGCAGUAGAAGCGAAGAAGUAUGCAGAGGAAGUGUGGGAAGCGUUCUCGCAUGAAGAAUCCGACAUGGAUAUUUCUAUGGUUGACCUGGUAUCGGAGGAGGCUUAUAUCGAGGAUUUAAAUGCCUCAGCAGCAGGUCUCGAGGAGGAAUAUCAGAAGAUGGUGACUGCAGUUACUCAACUCACGGAGCAGAAUAUUCUCAUUGGAGUGCAACAGUGUCGUAUCCAGAACUUGGAGGCUGAUUCUGUUAAGCUUCAGGCCUUGAUUGAGCAGCUGACCAGGGAGGUGCAGUUGAUCCCUAAGGAAAACGAUACCUCCAGCCUCAUUCAGGACCUGCACAACACUCUUCAGUUCGUGCAGGAUCAGCUCAAGAAGCAGGAGAAAAGCAUCUCUGUGCUUCAGACCCAGUACAGGGAGAUCCGGCGUGGAAACCUCUACCAGCCUGCUCCUGCAGCAGAGCGAGUCGCCAACGCCGCUAACAGCCGUGCUGCACCUGCUGAUGCACCUCCUGCUGUUCCUCCUCCUACUGGAGCACGUGCUGAGCCUCCUACUGCAGCAGCAACUGCCUUUGGCUCCUGCCCUUCGGCCCUGCCUCGUUUUGUCCAUGGCAAGACCGACGUCGAGACUUGGCUCUCCAUUGCGGAGGACUUUAUGUCCAUCCACAAUGUGCGUAGCGAGGCUCGUGUGGUCGCUGCAACCCUUGCCCUGGACGACACUGCGAGCAAGUUGGUGUAUGCCAACAAGCGCCACGCAGAGGCUAAUGGCCAUCCUUUUGGCUGGGAGGAGUUCAAAGCUGCCAUGCUGGCGGCAUUCCUGAGUCAGCCCCCGGCGCUCGAGGUGCGUAGCCGCCUGGAGAACAUCCAGUGCGGUGACCAGCCUGUACGCGAGUACGCCAAGGAGUUUGAGAAAACUCUGUCGCUGCUGAAGACUGCUCUUCCUGAGAGCGAGGUCAUCCACCAGUUCUUCAAGGGUCUCCCUGAGCACAUCAAGCGUGUGCAUGUUGUGCGCGGGGAGCACCAGUGGAGGACCUACAAGGAGUGCAAGGAGCAGGUCAUUGACACGGAUGUGAAUUUCCGUGCGUACAUGACUCACGCUCGUGCUCAGCAGCAGCCUAGUGCCGAAGGCCCUAGGGGGGGUGGUAACAGGACUCAGGCACACAGGGGCAGUGGCUCUUGGAAGAGGCCCUAUCAGCAGAAGGGGGAAUCCUCUGGGACUCAGUCCAAGAGGGCCCAUGCUGGGCCUGCCAAGGAUCCUCAGGAUGAGGAUAAGCCCCCGGCAGGCUGCCGCAUCUGUGGCAAGCUCGGGCACAAGUCCUAUCACUGCCGUUGGAGGAAGUCCGUCAAGAACUCCGGCAAGCCCAACCAGGGCAAGAAGCCGGAUGGUUCUGGCCCUUCGGGCCCGAAGGAUUUUCCGAAGUCCAACUAG
Molecule: messenger RNA, 2016 nt
Organism: Closterium sp. Naga37s-1
Lineage: Eukaryota; Viridiplantae; Streptophyta; Zygnematophyceae; Desmidiales; Closteriaceae
Source: the annotation of a GenBank genome assembly